CCUUGAUCCCUUCACUUCCACUCUUUACCUUCAAGUCCUAUUCUCACUGCGGCCCUCAGGCCAGCUUUUCAGCCCGCGAAUGGCAAACCUGCGCCUCGGUCUCUCAUCCCUUCAUCCAACUGGUCUACUCCUUGGCGCAUUCUGUAUCCUAUAUCUACUCUCGGUCGGCUAUUACCGGUCAACCAGCUACCGCGAUCCCACAUCCUACUUCGUCGACCCCAAUCGCGCCUACGAAAAGCAAUAUUCCGCGCACCGAAUCCAAGAAGCAAAGGACUUUCUAAGCCAUGCUGGCGAUCUUCCCUCUCCAAGGCCGCCUAGUCCCGAGCCAACGCUGUGCGUGGGGAUAGUGACAGUCCGUCGAAGAAGAGAACAAUAUGUCGGAUUAACUGUCGCCUCGCUUCUCGAGGGUCUUACGGAUUCAGAACGAAGCACUAUCUUCCUUGAUCUGCUCAUCGCACAUACAGAUCCUUCUUCUCACCCUAUCUUCUCGGAAAAGUGGGUGGAGACACUACCCGACCGCAUCUUACUCUAUGUGCAAGAUGAUCCUGAUUUCGAGCAAAUCCGCGAAUGGGAAGAAGGAGGGUGGUAUCGGAAUAAGACAAUCUAUGAUUUUACACAUCUCAUGAGGGAUUGUUACGAUACUGGCGCCGAGUAUAUUGCUAUGAUCGAGGAUGAUACCCUAGCUGCAAAGGGCUGGCUUGCAUCGACGGUACAGGCGCUGGAGGUGGUUGAACAGCGGGCUAACGCAGGUCGAGACUGGGUUUAUCUGCGUCUAUUCUAUGUGGAUGACCUGCUUGGGUGGAACUCGGAGGAGUGGCCGAGAUACUUCGCCUUAGCUUUCCUGUUCUGGGCUGCGUUAACGGGAAUCAUGGUAUCGGUAAAGAGAAGAGUCAAGUCGAUCCCUGCUAGUACCAUCUGGAUUACAUCCUGUGUGUUUAUUCCCGCGGUCAUCGCGCUUCACUUCCUCGCUGGACGACAGACAAUGUGGCCCAUUCGGCCCGGUGUUCACGAGAUGAAUCGAUACGGGUGCUGCUCGCAGGGCCUUAUCUUUCCACGGGCGAUUGUACCCUCCUUUCUGGAUCAAACUGAUCUGACGACCGAUUGGCUGGUGGAUAUGAUGAUCGAGAAGAUUGCCGAUCAACAGGAAUGGACGCGUUGGGUGGUCGUCCCGCCACUUUUGCAACAUAUAGGUGCCACCAGCUCGAAAGGCCAUGGAUUUGAUAAUUCGGCCAAGACAAUUUGGAAUUUUAGAUAUGAAGAGUAUCCAUAUUAAUGUACAUGACAUUGUGAUAGUUUCUCUGUGCGUACAUCCUUUGCAUGAGCUGAAGCCCGACACUC
Aspergillus sclerotioniger CBS 115572 is the source of this 1338-nucleotide messenger RNA. RefSeq lists its product as uncharacterized. Gene Ontology annotation, biological process: GPI anchor biosynthetic process. The coding region runs from base 80 to 1273 and encodes 397 amino acids. The record is from RefSeq and is a predicted model, not a curated record. NCBI's taxonomy places the organism in Eukaryota, Fungi, Ascomycota, Eurotiomycetes, Eurotiales, Aspergillaceae. The transcript has a single exon. Gene Ontology annotation, cellular component: Golgi membrane. Gene Ontology annotation, molecular function: glycosyltransferase activity.